Messenger RNA from Zingiber officinale, 1968 nucleotides. Its product is annotated as calcium-dependent protein kinase 1-like. NCBI's taxonomy places the organism in Eukaryota, Viridiplantae, Streptophyta, Magnoliopsida, Zingiberales, Zingiberaceae. Gene Ontology annotation, biological process: peptidyl-serine phosphorylation; protein autophosphorylation; intracellular signal transduction. The transcript is spliced from 8 exons. Bases 137 to 1702 code for a protein of 521 amino acids. The record is from RefSeq and is a predicted model, not a curated record. Gene Ontology annotation, cellular component: cytoplasm; nucleus. Gene Ontology annotation, molecular function: calmodulin binding; calcium/calmodulin-dependent protein kinase activity; calcium-dependent protein serine/threonine kinase activity.
UCGAUUCUAAUCUUUCUGUCUGCGGACGCUUCCCCGCCUUCAACUUCGCAGUACGGUCGCUCGCUCGCUAGCUCCGUGAAACCUAAUCUCUCUCGAUCUCGUCUCCGUCUUCCUCUCCUCUCGAUCCGAACUGCAAAUGGGCAACCGCACCUCCCGCCGCCACAAGGAGCCUCCUCCUUCCCCCACCCCUGCCCGUCCCCACCCUCGCCACAACCCCCAUGCCGCCGCCGCCGCCGCUCCCUCCACCUACUCUCACCGAGCCCCUUCCGUCCCCCGCCCCGUCGCAUCCGAUGUUGGCCGCGUCCUCGGCCGGCCAAUGGAGGACGUCCGCGCCAUUUACACCUUCGGGCGCGAACUCGGCCGGGGCCAGUUCGGAGUCACCUAUCUGGUCACCCACCGCGAGACCGGGCAGCAGUUCGCCUGCAAGUCCAUUGCCACACGGAAGCUCGUCCGCCAAGACGACCUCGAGGACGUCCGCAGGGAGAUCCAGAUCAUGCACCACCUCACUGGCCACCGCAACAUCGUGGAGCUCAAGGGGGCCUACGAGGACCGGCACUCCGUCAACCUCGUGAUGGAGCUCUGCGAGGGCGGGGAGCUCUUUGACAGGAUCAUCACCAAGGGCCAUUACUCCGAGCGCGCGGCCGCUGCUCUCUGCCGAGAGAUCGUUAACGUUGUCCAUGCCUGUCACUCCAUGGGCGUCAUGCACCGGGAUCUCAAGCCGGAGAAUUUUUUGUUCUUGAACAAGAAAGAGGAAUCGCCGCUCAAGGCUACUGAUUUUGGACUGUCCGUUUUCUUUAAGCCCGGAGAAGUAUUUAAAGAUCUUGUUGGAAGUGCUUAUUAUGUUGCUCCUGAAGUAUUGCGGCGUCAUUAUGGAGCAGAAGCUGACAUAUGGAGUGCUGGAGUGAUACUUUACAUUCUUCUUUGUGGUGUCCCUCCUUUUUGGGCAGAUAAUGAGGAUGGAAUAUUUGAUGCUAUAUUACUCGGUCAUAUUGAUUUUUCAUCUGAUCCUUGGCCUUCUAUAUCAAGUGGUGCUAAAGAACUGGUGAAAAAAAUGUUAAGACCAGAUCCUAAGGAACGACUUAGUGCCGCUGAAAUUCUCAACCAUCCAUGGAUGAAAGGAGAUGGUGCUCCUGAUAAGCCACUUGAUCUUACAGUCUUGAAUAGAAUGAAGCAAUUCAGGGCCAUGAACAAGCUGAAGAAAGUGGCUCUGAAGGUUAUAGCAGAAAGCUUGUCAGAAGAUGAAAUCAUGGGUUUAAAAGAGAUUUUCAAAUCAAUUGACACUGACAAUAGUGGGACAAUAACAUAUGAAGAACUAAAGGCAGGCUUACCCAAAUUGGGUAAUUUGGGCAUCAAGAUUUCUGAAUCAGAAGUUAGGCAGUUGAUGGAAGCAGCCGAUGUUGAUGGAAAUGGGGCCAUUGAUUAUAUUGAAUUCAUAACGGCUACCAUGCACAUGAACAGAAUGGAAAGGGAAGAUCAUUUAUACAAAGCAUUUGAGUAUUUCGAUGAAGACAAGAGCGGGUACAUAACCGUUGAGGAAUUGGAGCAAGCUCUCAAGAAGUAUAACAUGGGUGAUGAGAAAACAAUAAAAGAAAUAAUUGCAGAAGUUGACACGGAUAAGGAUGGAAGAAUCAAUUACGAUGAGUUUGUAACUAUGAUGAGAAAAGACACUUCAGAGCCCAUCAAAUCUAGGCUGCGUAAAUAAAGAUGAUACUGAUACUUGGGCGAUUGCGUUCUCAUGAGCUUGUGGCUGCUUGUGGAAGGUUUGCUGGGAAUUUGCUGAAGUGUAUCAGUUUCUAGUUUAGUUUGGAGGAGUUUAGUGUCUCUUAAGCACGUUUAAGUUAUGGUGGCAACUGCGGAGUGCGGACCGGCGUGCGGACCAGUCCGCGUUCAAGCCUUCUCUUUCACUAUUUUUAAUUUCACGGAAUAAAUAAGGAAUAGGAAAAUUAUUCCCAUUCUUAUUCUAUGUUA